Molecule: messenger RNA, 423 nt
Organism: Fomitopsis serialis
Lineage: Eukaryota; Fungi; Basidiomycota; Agaricomycetes; Polyporales; Fomitopsidaceae
Exons: 3
Source: RefSeq, a predicted model, not a curated record
UAUCAAUUCGAAACGAUACACUUUUCAUGGUAUAAUCGACAUUGCACGAAAGGACAUGAAGCCCCGGAUGAUGUACCCCCGCAGAUGAUGAGCAGAUCCGGCGUCUCAAGAACGAAUUACGGCCAGCUAAUACCUUAUACCUCCAAGGACAUGGAGGAUCAUCGAUCCAUAUACCAGUCACUGAAGUCAAUUCUCGGGGACGUAUUCAGCUGGAUCGAACACAAGUUACAGCACGUUCUUCCAGGGGAGUACCGGCAUCUCGAAGCAACCGCGGACAUACUCCCGGAACAUCACCGUUCACUCGCCAAUCCCUUCGUCAGCCUGGUCGUGAACCUCAACGUCGCAACGUACGCACAUAGGGAUAGCAAGGACGACACGAUCUGCCUCGUACUACCCAUUGGGGAUUUCAAGGGCGCCGAGCUU